This is a messenger RNA of Hansenula ciferrii, 891 nucleotides long. RefSeq names its product aldo/keto reductase. Gene Ontology annotation, molecular function: oxidoreductase activity. The record is from RefSeq and is a predicted model, not a curated record. The coding region runs from base 1 to 891 and encodes 296 amino acids. The transcript has a single exon. Lineage: Eukaryota; Fungi; Ascomycota; Saccharomycetes; Phaffomycetales; Wickerhamomycetaceae.
AUGUCAUUGAAACCAGAUUCCACUUAUACUUUAAACAAUGGUCAAACCAUUCCAGUUUCUGGAUUUGGUGUCUAUCAAAUCCCACUUGAUCAAACACAAAAUUUGGUUUAUGAAGCUUUGAAAGUUGGUUAUAGACAUAUUGAUUCUGCUCAAGGUUAUGGGAAUGAAGAACAAGCUGCUAAAGGUAUUGCUCAAUUCCUACAAGAGAAUCCUGAUGUUAGAAGAUCUGAUGUUUUCUUUACUACAAAAAUCUUACAUACAAAUCAUGGUUAUGAAAGAUCUAAAGUAGUUAUUGAUGAAUCAUUGGCUAAAGUUGUCCCACAUAUUGAAUAUAUUGAUUUGUUCUUAUUACAUUCACCAAAAUCUACAAAGCAAUUGAGAAUUGAAACUUGGAAACGUUUACAAGAAUACGUUGAUGCUGGUGUUGUUAAAUCAUUAGGUGUUUCAAACUUCGGUAUCAAACAUUUAGAAGAAUUUUACGCUUGGGUUGGAUUGAAAUAUAAACCUGUUGUUAAUCAAUUAGAAUUACAUCCUUGGCUACCUCGUUUGGAUUUGUUAGAACAUGGUAAACAAAAUGAUUAUUAUUUGGAAGCUUAUGGUCCGUUGACACAAAACAAGAAAAUUGAUGAUCCUGAAUUAGUUAAAGUUGCUCAAGAUAACGGAUUAACACCUGCUCAAGUUUUACUUAGAUGGUCUUAUGAUCAAGGCUAUAUCCCAUUAGCCAAGACUGCUAAUGUUAAAAGACUUCCUGAUAAUUUCUCUGUUUUGGAAAAAGUUCCACCAAUCAAGGAAUUGAAAGGUUCUGAAGUUUUGAAUAAACCUGAUAGUUAUUUAACCCUAGAUUGGGAUCCUACUGUUUAUGAUGAUUCUGAAUACGUUCAAGAAAAAUGA